GGCAAAUGACCCUUUCCAAACUCCCCCAUGAAAGACCUUAGACAAGUUCAAACACCCAAACAGUCAUAUAACCGGCCUUAAUCUCUGUCUCUCUCUCUACAUACCCUUUCCACUUUUAAAAAAAUAUGUCACUUCAAACAAGUAGCCACCAGCCAAAUUUUACAAAAUACUCAAAAGCAGAAAAUAUUUAUUGCAUUUUAAUAAUCCAUCAUCCAUUUCAUUGACUUCCUCUCUCUCAAUAUUUUCCUCUUUAAAUAUUUCAUGUCAGCUCUUGUAUAUAUUAAUACCAAGCUUAACCUUAUAUGAUUUACAAUAAUAAUAUAUGCCUUUAUCAUCAUAAUCAAAAUCAUCUUUUUUCUUCUCUCACUGCGCCAUUUAAUUCAAUCUUUGAUACUAUCCAACCAUGGAUUCCUCAGACUAUCCCACAUCUGCAGGAAGAUCCCCAAGAAAAGAGCUUCUAGGUCCACGUCCUACUCCUCUCAGAAUCCACAAAGAUUCCCACAAGAUCAAGAAACCUCCGGUUGUUCCGCAACCCUCCAAACCUCCGGCCAACCAGCCGCCUCGCCAGCCGGUCAUAAUCUAUACCGUGUCCCCCAAGGUAAUCCACACAAACCCUAGCGAUUUCAUGAGCUUGGUGCAACGCCUCACCGGAUUGUCAUCGUCGUCAUCGGAGGCCACCUCCGCCGCCGGAACUAGUAAUAACAAUAACCCUUUCAAUGAUAAUAACAACAACGCCGGGGCCAUAUCGCCGGCGGCGCGUUAUAGUAUGAUAGAAAAGGCUAGGCCUUCACCUCGUGAUCAAGUGAAGAUUAGUAGUGGACAGAAAUUUGUGGAAGGAAUGGAAGUGGACGGUCAUGAUCAUCUUUAUCAUCAUCAUCAUCAUCAUCUUGAUAAUGUUACUGAAUCAUCAAAGGGUUUGUUUCCAGGGAUAUUGUCACCGGGACCGGCUUCGCUACCGCCGGUUGCGCCGCCGAACUUCUUCUCUCCACCAUCUGAUAGUUUCUUUCAUGAUUUGAGUCCUGUGAUUCAUGGGAUUAAUAGGAAUUUCAUGGAAGGUAGUUUUAUGUCUAGUCCUUCAUAUUUUGCUUCCCCUACUCCUCCAUUUGACUUAUUCAACAAUUUCCCUGAAUUGUAAGCUCUUUUUUUUCAUUGGAGGAAAAAAAAAAUUAUUAGAAUAGGAAAAAGAAAGGGGAGUGAAAGCUCAUUUAUUUGUUCUUCAAUGGCUAAGAUUAGGAGAGAAAAAAAAACAAAAAAAAUUUGUUGAAGGAGAGGGGCUAAAGUGGAAAUUCAAUCUUCUUUUUAUAGGGAUACGAAAGCAAGUUGGAGAAGUUUAAUUACAUUUUGUGGACCAUCUGAUGAAGUGGUUUGGCUGCCUCAAGCUCUCUGACGAUGAUACCCAUUUAUUCUUCAUUUUAGGAUACAUUUUUUCUUCGUUUUUGUGUCCCUAAUUAAUUUAUUUGUAAUUUUGUUACC
Messenger RNA from Ziziphus jujuba (common jujube), 1473 nucleotides. Its product is annotated as nuclear speckle RNA-binding protein B. Bases 404 to 1135 code for a protein of 243 amino acids. Gene Ontology annotation, cellular component: nucleus. The transcript has a single exon. Lineage: Eukaryota; Viridiplantae; Streptophyta; Magnoliopsida; Rosales; Rhamnaceae. The record is from RefSeq and is a predicted model, not a curated record.